This is a messenger RNA of Alligator mississippiensis (American alligator), 6170 nucleotides long. It is a transcript of the gene CYLD, whose product is annotated as CYLD lysine 63 deubiquitinase. NCBI's taxonomy places the organism in Eukaryota, Metazoa, Chordata, Crocodylia, Alligatoridae. Gene Ontology annotation, biological process: positive regulation of extrinsic apoptotic signaling pathway; protein K63-linked deubiquitination; necroptotic process. Gene Ontology annotation, molecular function: K63-linked deubiquitinase activity; cysteine-type deubiquitinase activity. The transcript has 17 exons. Gene Ontology annotation, cellular component: cytosol. The record is from RefSeq and is a predicted model, not a curated record. The coding region runs from base 235 to 3099 and encodes 954 amino acids.
GUCCCGGGGGCGGUGCCGGGCCUGUGCGGGGGACGCCUGGGGGGCGCUGCGAGCCUCCGGCCGAGGAUGAGGCGGAGGAUUUUUGUUAUGGAUUUAACUCUUUGCUGCAUGGACACAGAAUUAUUAUAUAAAGUCUGGACCCUCUAGCAGAACUUUUCUUAACCAACACUGAGAAUAUGUCAGUCACUCCUCUUUCUUGAAUAUAACUGCUCACUUAUAACCAUUUUAAUCACAAUGAGUUCAGGCUUAUGGAGUCAAGAAAAGGCGAGUUCAUCCUAUUGGGAAGAGCGAAUCUUUUAUUUGCUUCUCCAAGAAUGCAGUGUCAUAGACAAGCAAACUCAAAAGCUUUUGAAAGUGCCUAAGGGUAGCAUAGGCCAGUUUUUUCAAGAUCGCUCUUCAGUGGGACACAGCAGAAAUAUCCCUUCUAAAGGCAAGAAAAUACAGAUUGGACUAAAGAUUCUGGAACAGCCACAUGCAGUCCUAUUUGUGGAUGAGAAAGAUGUGGUUGAAAUAAAAGAAAAAUUAGCUGAACUGCUUUUGGCCAUUACCAACUGUGAAGAAAGAUACAGUUUGUUUAAAAGCAAAAGUAGAUUAAGUAAAGGCAUCCAUAUAGAUGUUGGGUCACCUGUAAGAGUACAGCUGAGAUCUGGAGAAGAUAAGUUUCCUGGAGUUGUUCGCUUCAGAGGACCACUGUUACAAGAAAGAUCAUUAUCAGGGAUAUAUUUUGGAGUGGAACUUUUGGAAGAAGGUCGUGGUCAAGGCUUUACUGAUGGGCAGUACCAAGGCAAGCAGCUUUUCAGAUGUGAUGAAGACUGUGGUGUUUUUGUUGCUUUGGACAAACUAGAAUUGGUGGAAGAUGAUGACAAUGAACUGGAGAAUGACUAUGCAGCUCCAGUUGACACAAUGCAGGUAGAACUUCCUCCUCUAGAGAUCAACUCCAGGGUUUCUCUGAAGAUAGGAGAAAGUAUAGAGUAUGGGACAGUUAUAUUCUGUGAUGUCUUACCAGGAAACGAAAGUUUAGGAUACGUUGUUGGAGUGGACAUGGAUAAUCCUAUUGGAAACUGGGAUGGAAGAUACAAUGGAAUACAGUUGUGCAGUUUUGCAAGUGUUGAAAGUACACUUCUCUUACAUAUCAAUGAUGUUAUUCCAGAGACGAUACCACAAGACAGAAGACCUCCUAAACUUGCCUUUACCUCAAGAGGUGGUGGUGAUAAAAGCUUAUUCAAUCAUAGUAAGCCCAAAAUUACAGGAUCUGCCUCUGAGCCUGGAAAUAGAAGCAGAUCUGAAGUUUUCUACACAUUAAAUGGCUCUUCAGUUGAUUCUCAACCACAGUCUAAAUCAAAAAACCCAUGGUAUAUUGAUGAAGUUGCUGAAGAUCCUGCAAAAUCACUUACUGACUCAUCUUCUGGAUUUGGGCAUUCUUCACCGCCACUACAGCCACCUCUAACAAAUUGUGUAUCGACUGAAAAUAGAUUUCAUUCUCUGCCUUUUAGUUUGACAAAAGCAUCUGCCACUAACGGCACUAUUGGACAUAGUCCUCUCUCUUUAUCUGUCCAGUCAGUUAUUGGGGAUGUGAACACUGUUGCCAACCAGGAAAGUCUAUCAUCAGCAGUGCCUGUCAGUAACUCGCAUGGCCUUGAAGCAGGUUCGCUGGCUGAGGUGAAGGAGAAUCCUCCCUUCUAUGGAGUAAUUCGCUGGAUUGGUCAACCACCAGGGGUUAAUGAAGUUUUAGCUGGACUGGAACUGGAAGAUGAAUGCGCAGGCUGUACAGACGGCACAUUUAAGGGAACACGAUACUUCACUUGUGCCCCAAAGAAGGCUCUCUUUGUUAAACUUAAGAGCUGCAGGCCAGAUUCUAGGUUUGCAUCUCUGCAACCUGUUUCCAACCAGAUUGAACGCUGCAAUUCUCUAGCCUUUGGAGGAUACUUAAGUGAAGUGGUGGAAGAGAACACUCCCCCAAAAAUGGAAAAAGAAGGCUUAGAGACAAUGAUUGGAAAGAAGAAAGGGAUUCAGGGUCAUUACAACUCCUGUUACUUGGACUCCACCUUAUUCUGCUUAUUUUCUUUUAGCUCAGUUUUGGAUACUGUGUUACUUAGACCUAAAGAAAAGAACGAUGUAGAGUAUUAUAGUGAAACUCAAGAGCUACUGAGGACAGAGAUUGUAAAUCCUCUUAGGAUCUAUGGGUAUGUGUGCGCCACUAAAAUAAUGAAACUCAGGAAAAUACUGGAAAAAGUUGAGGCUGCAUCAGGAUUCACUUCUGAGGAAAAAGAUCCAGAAGAAUUCUUGAAUAUUUUGUUUCAUCAUAUUUUAAGAGUAGAACCACUGUUAAAAAUCAGAUCAGCAGGUCAAAAAGUGCAAGAUUGUUACUUCUAUCAAAUUUUUAUGGACAAAAAUGAAAAAGUUGGAGUUCCAACAAUUCAGCAGUUAUUGGAAUGGUCUUUCAUCAAUAGCAACUUGAAGUUUGCAGAGGCACCCUCAUGUCUGAUUAUUCAGAUGCCUCGAUUUGGAAAGGACUUCAAGAUGUUCAACAAAAUUUUUCCUUCUCUGGAGUUAAAUAUAACAGACUUACUUGAAGACACUCCUCGACAAUGCCGUAUAUGUGGAGGACUUGCGAUGUUUGAAUGUAGAGAAUGUUAUGAAGAUACUGACAUUUCUGCUGGCAAAAUCAAGCAGUUUUGUAAAACCUGCAACACACAAGUUCACCUUCAUCCCAGAAGACAAAAUCAUAAAUUCAAUCCAUUGUCACUUCCUAAAGAUCUACCGGACUGGGAUUGGAGACAUGGAUGUAUCCCAUGCCAGAAAAUGGAGUUGUUUGCUGUUCUCUGCAUAGAAACGAGCCACUAUGUAGCAUUUGUUAAAUAUGGGAGAGACGACUCCGCCUGGCUCUUCUUUGACAGCAUGGCAGAUCGGGAUGGAGGCCAGAAUGGCUUUAACAUUCCUCAAGUUACCCCAUGCCCAGAAGUUGGAGAGUACUUAAAAAUGUCUCUAGAAGAACUGCAUUCACUGGACUCUCGAAAAAUUCAAGGAUGUGCACGAAGAUUACUUUGUGAUGCUUACAUGUGCAUGUAUCAAAGCCCAACCAUGAGCUUGUACAAAUGAACACCGUUCUCUGGACUAGAGAAGGAACUGUAUGCGGAUUUCUACUGUUGCAUUUGCUGUACUCCUUAGUUUGUUUGGAUGCAACCGUUGCUGGCAAUGGAUGCUAGGAUAAGGGGAAGAGCUGACUCCUAGAACAAAUGAAUUAAUAUUUUAAAAACAGUGUGAUGUUUUGUUGUUGAAGUAUUGAAGCAUUUUGCACUCUAGGAAGUGUGCUUGUGUCUGUUUGUUUUAUAAACAAAGUCUAAAUGAUGUUACUAAAAUCUAAAGCUUUAAGUUAAGUGCAUUGAUUUUAUAUCUACCUAUAUAUAUAGAUAGAUAGAUAGAUAUUUAUAUCUGUCUAUAUAGAUGGAUAGAUAUAUAUCUAUAUAUAUUAUAUAUAGAUUUUGAAAUUGUUAAAAGUUAAAUUGUAAAAGGAGAAACCUCCUUAGUCCAUUGAGAAUGUAAACAUAUAUGCUGUGUGUAUUUGCUCAGUGUAUUUCUGUGGACCAAGGAUGAUGAAUCUCUGGGGGUUUUCUUUGUUUUUUGUAGCUCUGUAGCUAACAGUUGCCUUCAGAAAGGAAUAUUUUUGGCUUUUAAUGAGGCUAAUUUUAAACUAGUUACUUUUUGUGUGGUUUUUGUUAACCCUUAGCUGUGUACUUUUGUGGAUUCUAAGCUUCCACACCCCGUGUCCUCAGAAAUCAUCAUGUCCCUAAGAAUUCAUCUUUCACUUGUGAAAAUCAAACAAACCUUCCUUUGGUAUAUGCUAUUUUUUCUUUGGAGAGAGGGGCAAUAUAUUUAAAAAAUGUUUAACGUAAAAGUAGAUAUAUGUAAACUACAAAUCUAUUUUUAAGUGUCUUUUUAUAAAUAAAACUUCUGUGGAACAGAACAAUAAAUUAUAUAGGAAUGAGUGGAUGGCAAGCUGAACAACGAAAUAGUUUUAUUGCUUCAACGAGUGUUAUGAAAGCAGAAUCUGAAGUCCUUAUGUGAAGCUUGGCCUGUUUUACAGUGCACUAAGCUGCUGCCUGCUAAGGGAUCACUAACAAAUGCUAAAAAUAUUUAGAAAGACAAAAUUAGAUUUAAAACAGUUAAUAUUUUACUUGAUGCCCAGUACAUAACAAAAAUGAAUUACUAAUGUAUACAGUGUAUAAUUGCUAUUUUACUUGGAAACCUAAAAUCUUACUUGCAGUGAAAUCCUAUUUUUGUCUAAAAUGUGUACAGCAAAAUCUGGAUGGUGUGAAAAUAAUAGGUUAUGCAUUGCAUUAUUAUGAGUUGUAGUGUAAAUUUUAAGACUUUAAGACUUGUUUUAUAUGAGUAACUGUUUCUCUGGGAUCAACUCUGUAAAAAGGAUGGAUGGAAAACAAAACAGAUAAAGUACUGUAUCACUUAAAAUGAAUAUUUCAGAAUCAGUACACUGUUUUAAAGGCUAUAGGAAUUGAUGAUCCUGUUGUAAAUACGUGACUAAUUUUUGACCGCAAAAGGUAGGCACCUCUUCCCCCUGCCCUCAACACUGAUUGAUCUGUGCUAGGGUUUGAAAAUUGUACUGUGCUACGUGGAAGAUUAAACCUGCGCGCUAAAGUUAGGUAUGCAGGUGAUAAGCAGAGAGUUGGAAUUAUAGAAGGAUGUAUGGGAAAAUGUAACGGUAGUUAAUAAAACAGCUUUGCAAGGUGCACACAGAACAUGUUUACAACAUAGUAAGUUGACUUUACUGCAUGGGCAAAUCUGAUAAGACACAUGAUGUGCAAGUAAUAUCUGGAAUUUUGUGUUAACUUUUACACCUUGAAAAAUGUGCAAUAACUUUACUAUGAGGUGAAGUUUCUGCGCAGAACGUUUUGCGUGGCUGGUAAACCCUGUGCUAUUAUCAUAUGACUGUGCCUUGUAUCUCAGCAGGAAGUGACCUGUGUUUAUUUCAUUCCCAUCUUUUUCUUCCUGGGUUAUCAAUACACUAGAUGACAAAUUUGUGAAAGGGUACAGCUACCAGUUUGUUGAAUGCAUCUACCCCUUGUGCUUCUUACGCUAACUAGGAGUCAACAUGCUCCCCUUUUGAAAGCCAGGAGCAGAGAUCAGGGCUUGGGUCCAGCGAGACUAGCACCUGCUAUCAUUGUAUGUAAAGCACAAACUGCUGCCACAGGGAACUGUUGCUAUGACCUGCCCCAGCCAUGUGUUUACUAAUUUUGCCUACCACCUGUAUUUAUAUUUUGUUACAAGAUAGAUCAUUUUCUUCUGGCAUAAAGUACAGUUUUUCAGAUGUCUGUGUCUGCUGUUCUAAGACAAAUCCGAAAAAAGUUCAUGAGAUAAAAAGUACUAACAGUUUAUCCUAGGACUUUGUGAAGUGUGUCAGAAAAGUUGUCCUGGAGCUGCAUUGUUGAAUCAGUACUAGGUAGAAAAGUAGCAGUGCUUUCAACCACUUGUUGACCUUAACUGAAAGGGGGAUAUGUGUUCCAAGAAAAACACAAGGCCAACUUGUGUGGCAUCUGUUUCUAGCCUCAGUGCAUCAUCAAUGUCACACUAGCACGGGCCUUGUUCACUAUGCUGCCCUUGGCCAUAAGAAUGGCCUUUAUUCCCAGAAUGAGUUUCAAAUGGUCCCACCCCUCAAUUUGGCAGGUUUACUGAAGUUAGUCUUAGGUUUCUUUUUCUUUCUAUGGUUAUGGGUGCUGUUGUAGCAAUCACACCAGGAGCUGAAGUGCAUAAAGCAGAUGCCUGGGGUGAUCAGCCUACUUGGCCUCCUAACAGCUUCUCCCUGCUAAGGGCAGGGCCCUACACCAAACUCACAGCUUUUAGGUCCACAGAGCAGUAGUGUGCUGUACUCCCUUUUAGCCCCAGGCACCCUUGCAUGCAUACUACUUUGACUACAAUGGAGCAUGUGUACCAAUCAAAGCAAGCAACCUACCCAGGUGUAGGGAGAGUGCCUUUUUCUGCCGUGGAAGGUUUUGCUAGCCUGAGCCUUCAAAUUUGCCCUGAUUAUAGAGAGUUGUUGUUGAGUAAGGUGAUUGAUGUACUCACCCAGUAGGACCCUGUAGUGACAUAUACUGGCACUACUCUGCCCUUUUUAGCCCAUUCUGCUGUUGGUUCUGGGAAAUAAAAUGUGCACCCUA